CUCCCCACCCCCCACCCCCACUUCAGGGCGCAUGAGAGAUGUCUGCCACCAGCGUUGACCCCCAGAGACCAAAAGCACAGGAUAAUAAAGUACAAAAUGGUUCUCUUCAUCAAAAGGAUACAGUUCAUGACAACGAUUUUGAGCCUUACCUUUCUGGACAGUCAAAUCAGAACAACAGCUAUCCAUCAAUGACAGAUCCCUACUUAUCCAGUUAUUAUCCGCCGUCUAUUAGCUUUCCCUACUCUCUCAGUGAAGCACCAUGGUCCACUGGAGGAGACCCUCCUAUUCCAUACCUCACUACCUAUGGACAGCUCAGUAAUGGUGAUCACCAUUUCAUGCAUGAUGCUGUUUUUGGACAGCCUGGUGGCCUGGGGAACAACAUUUACCCACACAGGUUUAAUUUUUUCCCUGAAAACCCACCUUUCUCAGCAUGGGGAACGAGUGGGUCUCAAGGACAGCAGACUCAAAACUCAGCUUAUGGAAGCAGCUACAGCUAUCCACCCAGCUCUCUGGGUGGUACUAUUGUGGAUGGGCAGACCGGAUUUCAUAACGAUACUUUAAAUAAAGCUCCUGGGAUGAAUAGCAUUGAACAAGGAAUGGUUGGACUGAAGAUAGGUGGGGACGUCGCAACAUCUGCCGUGAAAACGGUGGGUUCCGUGGUGAACAGUGCUGGGAUGACGGGCGCUUUGUCUGGCAAUGGUGGAUCAAGUAUAAACUUGCCAGUUUCUAAGCCAACCUCUUGGGCUGCUAUUGCUAGCAAACCUGCAAAACCUCAGCCCAAGAUGAAAGCAAAAAGUGGGCCUGUAAUAGGCGGGGCUUUGCCUCCGCCACCUAUUAAACAUAACAUGGACAUCGGUACGUGGGACAAUAAAGGUCCUGUGGCCAAAGUUCCUACUCCCCAGCAGAUCCCUUCUCCUCAAUCAGUCCCACAACCACAGAUUAUUCAGCCUAUUCCUGCCCAGCCACCUCCGCUGAGCCAGCUGCCAUAUCAGAACCCUCAGCCGCUGCCACCUCAAAACCGGUGGGUGGCGCCUCGUAACCGAAACGCAGCUUUUGGCCAAACUGCAGGAACUGGCAAUGAGAGCAAUUCACCUGGCAGUACUCCAGCUAACUCCAUCCCAGGCGGUGAAUCCCAUCCUGUUCUUGAAAAGCUGAAAGCUGCCCACAGUUACAACCCUAAGGAUUUUGAAUGGAACCUUAAAAAUGGACGUGUGUUCAUAAUUAAGAGCUAUUCUGAGGACGAUAUUCAUCGUUCCAUCAAAUAUUCCAUUUGGUGUAGCACAGAACAUGGCAACAAGCGUUUGGACAGUGCUUUCCGCUCUAUGAAUAGUAAGGGCCCAGUCUACUUACUCUUCAGCGUCAACGGCAGUGGACAUUUCUGUGGAGUGGCAGAAAUGAAGUCUUCAGUGGACUAUGGCACCAGUGCUGGCGUCUGGUCUCAGGACAAAUGGAAGGGGAAGUUCGACGUCAAGUGGAUCUUCGUGAAAGAUGUGCCCAACAAUCAGCUCCGACAUAUCAGGCUGGAGAACAAUGACAACAAACCGGUUACAAACUCCCGUGACACUCAGGAGGUGCCCUUAGAAAAAGCAAAACAAGUGCUUAAAAUUAUUGCUACGUACAAGCACACCACCUCCAUCUUCGAUGACUUUUCUCAUUACGAAAAACGUCAGGAGGAGGAAGAGGUGGUGCGGAAGGAACGUCAGAAUCGAAAUAAACAAUAAGAAUAAACAUAUAUAUGGUUUGCUAUAAAUAUAUAUAUACUAGAACUGAUAUUAAAUUUGAUUAUGAAAAAUUGAAUCUUUUUAAAAAGUACUCUGGUGCUAUAUUCUGGCAUCAGGAGACUGUAAAGCUUUCAGCUCCAGUAUCUUUUUGUGCAGGGGAAAUUAAAUUCUUGCAUCUUUUAAGUACACUGUAGUGUGUUUUUAUUAUUUUGGUUUUGCCAAGGUGAAUAUGCGUUAAUUUGUACCUUUUCUAUGUAAAAUGGUGUAGAAUCCAUAAAUAAAGGUGUGUUCUGUUUUUUUGUUUUUUAAUUUUUUAAAAAAGUUGGUUAAACAAGUUAAAGCACUAUCCUAUGCCUGUUUGGACAGAAAAAAGUCCUGCAGCUUGCUGUCUGGGGAAUGCUUGAAGUUGUAGGACGUUUUUCUGUCUAAACAGGCACGGGAUUGCACCCUUAAUCUUUAACUGAAUAUUCUGAAAAUAUUAGUAUUUCCCAAAGACUUCUUAAGACUUCAGCACAAAUUAUGUUUCUAACCUGAAAAAGUCACCAUAAUUUUAUAUUUACGUAGUACAGAUCCUCUUGUCUCGACAUCCUCACAAUUGUCUUGAUUCUUCAUGGCAAGCAUAAAAAGAAACAUGUAUUGAUUUUUGUUGUUGUUGUCAUUUUAAGCUUGUUUGGAGAAAUUACCUACAUCAAAAGCGUUGACAUCAAUACAGCCAAGUUCAGACCACUUUGUAGAAUUCAUUUUUUUAUCUGUUUUAAUUAUUUUUGAAAAGCAAAGUACAUGGUUCUGUCUCGUAGAAAAUUAAAAGGGCAAAAUUCACAAGGCUAAUUUCACAUGCAAGCGGCAUAGAUGGGAACUGCAUAAACGCAAUUGUGGUUUUGCAGUCAUUUUUGGUGGAGCUUGCAUGAGAAAUGUUCCUCAUGGAUUGUAACGUACACAGUCUAAAAAUAACUUUCAUAUUUGGUGAACCAUUGCUUUUUAGUGGGGAUCUGCAAUAUAUCAUACCUUGCAACAAAAAGGUGAGGCGUUUUCUCUCUACCGUCAUCUUUGUUCUGUUUGUAGCUUUUAAUGGUUUAAAUAAUGUUUUCAGCAUUGCAGGGGCUUGGGGCAAUGUGGCUUUUAACAGAUUUUUUUCCCCAGCUGUCUAAUAUGCCAUUAAACACAUUGUUUUUAAUAUGUCCCCUUUUUUCUUUCUUCAUCCCCCCCCCCUCAAAAAUGCCACUUAAAAAUUUAUACUGAUAAUGGUGAGCUUUAAUAUAGAAUCUUAGUACAGACUCAUAUGAUGGAUUAUGCUUCAGAUGUUUAAAAUUGACUCUGUGUGUCUAUUAUUUUUUUCUGUUGGAUGAGUAAAGACAACUGUUUUACGAAACGGAAUUUGCUGUCAUGUUUUUGUGGAAUGAGGGAGCUGUCGAAGAACUGGCCACCAACCGGAGUUUCCAAAUUUAGCAUGAAUUCUUGGUGCUCAUGCCUGUUGCUCUAGCACACCGAAUCUGCACGUGUUUAUUGUAGAGGAUCUUUUACUUAUAUUAGAAAGCAAAUAUCUUCUGAAAACUAUUUACUCAAGAGGACCUCCAAUUUAAAUGAAAGUUUAAGCUGUAUCAUUUAGACUUGUAUUUAGAACAUAUAGCUUUGUCUCUGGACUGUUGCUUCUGAUGUAAGGAGUAACGGGACAGCAUCAAAUUAACUUUUUCCUCUAGGAGAAUACAAGCCUUAAUAAAUAAUACCUACUUAGCAA
Molecule: messenger RNA, 3456 nt
Organism: Elgaria multicarinata webbii
Lineage: Eukaryota; Metazoa; Chordata; Lepidosauria; Squamata; Anguidae
Gene: YTHDF1
Product: YTH N6-methyladenosine RNA binding protein F1
Exons: 5
Coding region: 39-1721 (560 amino acids)
Biological process (GO): mRNA destabilization
Cellular component (GO): cytoplasm
Molecular function (GO): N6-methyladenosine-containing RNA reader activity; mRNA binding
Source: RefSeq, a predicted model, not a curated record